This is a messenger RNA of Dermatophagoides farinae (American house dust mite), 964 nucleotides long. Its product is annotated as RNA transcription, translation and transport factor protein. The record is from RefSeq and is a predicted model, not a curated record. Lineage: Eukaryota; Metazoa; Arthropoda; Arachnida; Sarcoptiformes; Pyroglyphidae.
UAUGCACAUUGUUCGGAUCUCGAAUAAUAUAUUUUUUGGUUUAUUAUCAUCAGAUAUUAUCAUCACUAAACGAAAAUAAUGUUUGAACGAAAAUUGUUGUCAUUACAAUAUGAAAGACCAUCGGUCAAUGUGGAUGAUGAAUCUGAAUUCCAAAACAUUGUAUAUUGGAUUGAAAGUAUGAAGAUUCGUUUCUAUCCACCGAAUGAUCGUAGUUGUUUGUUAGCCGGUUCAAAAAAUUGGAAUGAAUCAUAUAAUAAAUAUUUAAGUGAAAUCAAUUAUCAAGGACCACGUGAUGAUCGAAAAAUUGCUUUAGAUUUCCUACUAAAUCUUGCAUUACGUUACGAAAUGGAAGAUAUUCGUACACAGAUGCAAAUGUCGGCUGAAGAUGUUUCCGAUCUGAUUAAUCUGGAUCUUCAGGGUUCUGGUAGUGUUGAUUUCGGUAACGUGGACAUUAGUUCACUAGAAUUUAUUGAAGAAUUACGAUCAUUAUCACAGUUAUUGAAUGUACCAUUCUAUGAUGAAGAACCAUUGGUUACAUUACGUGCUAUCGCUAUAUUAUUAUGUAAAUUACGAAAAUCAUCAAGAAAUCAAAAUAACCAAAAUGAACAAACCAAUAAUAGUAAUAAGAAACAAAAAAUGGUGGCUACAGUUGAUGAAAAUAUUUUAAAUAGAAAAUUUGCCAGAAAAUCAGAAUAUGAUUCGAUCAUUAAUCGUUGUGCUAAUGUCAUCCGUUUGCUUUACAUCAAAGAUGUACGUGAAUUACAAACCGAAAUUAACAAUGCAAUCGUACAGGUUCAAUCGGUUACGGCAAAUCCAAAAACGGAUUCAUCACUUGGUAAGGUGGGCAAAUGAUUGAUUAAAUCAAAGAAAAAGUUGCACAGAAUUUGCAUUUACAUAAACUUUUUAAAAAAAUUAAAAAUUUAUAUGGUCAUUAAAAAAUUAAUGUAUGAUUGUAAAAAAAAAA